Messenger RNA from Paramecium sonneborni, 829 nucleotides. The record is from the annotation of a GenBank genome assembly. NCBI's taxonomy places the organism in Eukaryota, Ciliophora, Oligohymenophorea, Peniculida, Parameciidae.
AUGCAAGAUAAAUCUAAUACUAAUUCAAGUGCCAAUGAAUCGUAAUCGUAAAGGAAGGUAGUAGAAAGCAUAGAAUAGUAGAAAAGAAGACGAACACGCAAGGCCAGUGAUGCUCUUAGAGAAUAUAAGUGCGAGUGUGGAAAGUCUUACUUGAGUUAUCCAGCCUUAUACACUCAUAACAAAUAAAAACACAAUGGGGUUUUCAAAUGACAUAAUACUGUAGUAAUCUCAAAAGAACCUAGAUGAACAAAGACAGGAGUCGACGUUCUCAGAAUCUCAGACUUAAAACAUCUUCACUACACUUGCUAAUGCCUUAGGUAAGUAAGAAGACAAACAACAGACCUCUUUCACUCUCUAGGACAUGUAUGAUCUCGUUAUGUGGGAAAUAUAGUUAUAAAUGAUGGAAUCAAAUUCUAAAGACUUUCGAUUAGACUAUUAUCAUGAAUUAUUGAAAUAAAGUUCUCCUGUUGAAGUCUCUACUCCUCAGCAUGCCUUUAUCAAGUUCAUUCACGAGGUCAAAGAAGUCUUGAGCUUUGAACAAAUGAAACUGGUCUUUCUUUUUGUGUAUUCCUUCAGGCGAUUACUCUUAGAGAAUCCAGAUUGUACAACAAAUAGUUUAGUUGAAAAGGCUAACCAGUUGAUUUGUUCUCAAUUAGAUAAGGUUUUGCAAAGCAUAUAAUUACUUUCAGAGCGACAUUACAUAGUACAUUUAAGUAGAAUGGAAAACCUUCGAGAAGCAAUGAUUUAAAUUGUGCUGAGCUUUUGUAAUUGGCUUUAUGCUCGCCAUUUGACUGAUGACAAGUUAUCUCUAAAGAGUGAUUCAGAUUGA